Molecule: messenger RNA, 2086 nt
Organism: Trichobilharzia szidati
Lineage: Eukaryota; Metazoa; Platyhelminthes; Trematoda; Strigeidida; Schistosomatidae
Source: the annotation of a GenBank genome assembly
CGAGCGUCCUAAGCACUGUGCCACCGACGCACAAGCGGACUUGUCUGCCUUUUAUAUGGAGAACAAAUGAAGACUUAUGAUAUUUAGAAAAUCGAUGCUCCGUAAUGAAUUUGCUAUCAAAGUGACUACCAGAAUAAGAUCCCAAAUACUCAGUAGAGUCAUUUAGCAUUAGAUCGUGGUUUGUUGUACACGGCGGGACAAACUGUUGUUGCGUUACCAAUGUCUUUUAAGGAGAGAGAUCUGUUGUAUCGACUCAUUAUAAGUCAACUGUUUUAUGAUGGCUUCCAAACUAUGGCUGUUAAUCUUGUUAACUUGGUGAGUCCUUCAACUACAUGUGGCCCGUCAAACCGUCUGUUUCGUCUUGUAAAAAUUGGUCUUUCUGCUUCUGAAGAUGAACAAGAAAAGUCGGGUGUUCUGGAGGGCGAAAGUGUCGCUCCAGGUAUUGGCAUCGAUCUGGAAGUCGAAAGUGAAAGUUCGACAAUGGCCCCUGAAGCAGCACUUUAUGAGACCUGUUAUGUAACAGCUCACAAAGCAGCAUGUCGAGCGGCAUCCUUUAAUAGUACAGGUCAACUGGUUGCAACAGGAUCUCAUGAUUCUUCUAUCAAGAUUUUGGAUGUUGAACGAAUGCUUGCGAAAAGUGUUUCACCAAAUGAUCAUAUAGCUCAAGAGACACCUCAACAACAAAUGGAAACUCAUCCGGUUAUUCGAACUCUUUACGAUCAUACAGCCGAAGUUACUUGUGUUGAUUUUCAUCCAGAUCCAACCUUACAAAUUCUUGUUAGUGGAAGUAAAGAUUAUACAAUUAAGCUGUUUGACUUUUCUAAUCCAUCUGUAAAGAAAGCUCAACGUAAUAUUCCGGAAGCCUCACCAAUUCGAACUUUACAUUUCCAUCCCUCUGGUAAUUUUUUACUUGUCGGUACGCAGCAUAAAACACUUCGUUUAUAUGAUGUACAAACUUGUCGUUGUUAUGUAUCAGCUGUACCAGAAGAUCAACAUCUAAGUGCAGUUAAUAUGGUACGAUGGUCUCCUAAUGGAACAGCAUUUGUAACUGCUGGAAUGGAUGGCAGUUUCAAGAUAUGGGAUGGAGUUUCAUGUAGAUGUGUAAAUACCUUUGAAGCAGCACAUGAUGGAGCACCUGUGUGUUCUGUAGUCUUUUCACGUAAUGGCAAGUAUAUUCUCAGCUCGGGUAAAGAUAGUGCUGUUAAACUAUGGGAAUUAGCUACUGGACGAUGUCUUAUCACAUAUACAGGAGCAGGUACAGUUGGAAAUCAAUCACAUCGAUCAAUGGCUGUUUUUAAUCAUACUGAAGAUUAUGUACUCUUUCCGGAUGAAGCAACAAAAAGUUUAUGCUGUUGGGAUUCUCGUAAUGCUGACAGACAACGUUUACUAGCGCUAAAUCACAACGGUCCAAUCAGAUGUUUUGUUCACUCACCAACAACAGCAGCAUUUAUGUCAUGUAGUGAUGAUAAUCGGGCAAGAUUUUGGUAUAAACGCCCUAUAUCAGAUUAAGCUUUGCAUACAUAUAUAAAUGUUAUACAUCAUCACUAUCAAAUAAACAAUUUUGUUUUGUAUAGACCGGAGUUCUGUUUUGUUUUGAUAUUAUCACUCAGACUAAUAAACAACAAUAUGUAUGAGAUGAUAUGUUUGUGUAAAGCUAGUAAAUUUAUUCAAUCUAUUUAAAUAAUAAUAAUGAAAGUGAUAAUGUGUGUAAAAUUGCUUGUACACAUAAAGCUAAAGAAACAAUGUCUAUUUUGAUUACCUAAUUGUGAAGCUGACAAAAGCAAGAUAUAAGAUAAAUGUUUGAUAAUAACUAUAUAACUCAAGGAAGGGAAAAACAGAGUUGUGUUGUUUAACCAGCAUGUCGAUUAACUUUUCGUGAUGAUUCAACAUGCAGAGGUAAAUUAUACUUUUUCCAAACAGAACACAAUGAAUCGACUAGUUGUUCAGUUAAUUGAUCUGUAUGAUGCGGCGUAGGUGCAAUGCGUAAACGUUCAUCGCCAAUAUCCACUGUUGGAUAAUUUAUAGAUUGUACAUAGAUAUUGUGUUCCGAUAAUAACUCUUCAGAUAUUUUUGUGCACAAUUUUGC